AAAGGAAUCGCAGGGAGAAGUUUGAGCUGCAAACAUAAGGGAUGAAAAUACGGGGGUAGCGAAAGGGUAGCGACGUGAGCGCCAUCGCGAGUGCAUCGAAGGGAGGAAACGAGGGAAUUUCCCGAGGGAGAGACCGUCGCGAGAAACGGCGCGAUUUUCCGAUCUACUGUGCGGCAGUGAAGAAAGAAACGCCUAGUCGGACGUGGUCCUCCUCUGCUGCGACGCAUUCAUUUACGAACGAGUGUGGUUAGCAGUUCAGUAGAGUGGUAAAAUGGACGCGCGAUUCAAAAGCAAUCUCGAUAUGAUCGGGCGUAACGAGCCCAUCACAAGGAAAGCGAAAUUUUGGCAGAGUUAUGUACGGGCCCUGAAAGGUACUGACGACAUCAGAGCUCCCGAGCACACUCACAGGCCCCGCAGCAUUUUCCGCUCGGAUUUUCCUGAGCUGCACUCCACCUCGUGGCCGUUUGGAAAGUCAAUCUUCGAAAACCCGAUUCACGCAUCCGACCGUAUUAAUGUUCCCGGAUACAGGUAUCUACCCGUGCACCGUGAGAUCUACGGAUAUUCGCCGAGGCAGCUGUAUCCCCAUCAGUACAAACCCGUAGAACGCUUCACCCCCGCGAAACCAUUCGACGCUGAAAAAGCUUGGACCGACCAUCUGAAUCGGUUGGCAGACAUCGACAGACUCUAUCCGAGCAAAUCACCGCUUUUGGCUCGUCAUUUAGGCCCACCGCUUAGUAUCAAACGAUUGUUCGACAUUCAUGGUAAUCCCGUGGACGACGACUACUUACUGCCGCGUCCGUCUAUCCUGCUGCGCAAGAAGCCGUUCUUCGAUCUCCUGGAACCGUCACCGAUGGCACCCAUCAGUGCAUUCACCCGGGACCCAUGGUGGUAUCCGAGUUAUGCGCCCUAUAUUCCGAGCUACGCUCAGUACCGCACACCGUUCUAUCUGAGGGACAGCUACCUCAGUCCAGUUAAACGUAAUUACUUGUGGAGCCGACAUCCCAUCAGGCCCUUCGGAGACUUAUACUACUAUUAUUCGCAGCCAGUUCCACGAUUUCACUUUACCAGCCCGUGGUAUAAUAAACGUACCACGCAUUAAACGAAAAAACUCACGUCUACUGAUGACUGUCUGGUGCCGUACAGAGAAAGCGUGAAACAAAAUAAAACGACGAAAAAAAAAAAUAAUGCUCGAAAAAAUCAACCAAAAAAAGGAAGAGAACUUGCAUCACAACCCGAAAGAAUUUUGGCGUCUCUAAAUCAAUACACAUUACCGUUUCCACGGAAUUUUAUUUAUUAACAUUUCUUGUCAUGUGAUUUAUUUUAUUGUAUCGUUCAUCCGUGAUCUGUCUACAAAAUAAAAUAAACACUGCCAAAAUUUUAUUA
This is a messenger RNA of Nylanderia fulva, 1383 nucleotides long. RefSeq names its product myofilin (gene Mf). The record is from RefSeq and is a predicted model, not a curated record. NCBI's taxonomy places the organism in Eukaryota, Metazoa, Arthropoda, Insecta, Hymenoptera, Formicidae.